Molecule: messenger RNA, 751 nt
Organism: Momordica charantia (bitter melon)
Lineage: Eukaryota; Viridiplantae; Streptophyta; Magnoliopsida; Cucurbitales; Cucurbitaceae
Product: MLP-like protein 328
Biological process (GO): defense response
Source: RefSeq, a predicted model, not a curated record
UGUUUUUCCUGUGAGUGUAUUUUGUAAAGCAAUUUAAGAGAGUGUUGAAACCAUGUCUCUUGUUGGAAAAUUGGUGAGUGAAUUAGAAAUAAAUGCAGCUGCAGAGAAGUUCUACAAAGUCUUCAAAGACCAAGCUUUCCAUGUCCCCAACAUUUCCCCAAAUUUUGUCCAACAAGUUGAAGUUCAUGAAGGUGAUUGGGACAACCAUGGCCAUGGCUCGAUUAAGACCUGGAAGUACACCGUCGAUGGCAAGGCUGAAGUUUUGAAAGAGAAGGUGGAAUUCAACGACGAGAAAAUGGCAAUGACCGUUGUUGGAUUGGAAGGAGAUGUGUUUGACCAUUACAAAGUCUUCAAUGCGACAUAUCAAGUUGUGUCAAAGGGUCCCCAGCAUAGUUUAGCCGUCCUGACUUUGGAAUAUGAGAAACUCGAUGAUGGCUCUCCUUAUCCUUACAAGUAUCUCGACCUCAUGAAUGCUAUUACCAAGGACAUCGAAUCUCACCUUAAAUGAUCAAACUUUUAUGUCUCAGCUUCAUCGCUCUCUCAUUUGGAUAUGGUUGAUUGUGUUUUAUUUCGGUAUUUUCUUCUUUGUGGCCUUGAUUAUUAUGCAACUCUAUUGUCUAAUGUUAUACUUCUCUAUGCUUUUUUGUCGUGUGAAAAGUAAAUAAUGAUUAUCCCUAUGUAAAAGUGAUGAAGCUCAAUAUUUAUGUUUGCUUAAGUGUAUAACAUAUGUUUUAUUUGGUUAUGAUUCCUA